Messenger RNA from Yamadazyma tenuis ATCC 10573, 2148 nucleotides. It is a transcript of the gene cdc17, whose product is annotated as DNA ligase (ATP). Gene Ontology annotation, molecular function: DNA ligase (ATP) activity; ATP binding; DNA binding. Lineage: Eukaryota; Fungi; Ascomycota; Pichiomycetes; Serinales; Debaryomycetaceae. Gene Ontology annotation, biological process: DNA biosynthetic process; Okazaki fragment processing involved in mitotic DNA replication; DNA recombination. Gene Ontology annotation, cellular component: mitochondrion; nucleus. The record is from RefSeq and is a predicted model, not a curated record.
AUGGCACAACAACAAUCUAUAGGACGGUUCUUCUCCGCCAAUGGAACAACUGCUCAAAAACUUGAGUCCAAACCCGCUUCUAGUAAUGCUGCUAAACGGUCUUUAACCCCAUCUUUAGAUUCAAGUCCCAAGAGAAGAGAGACUGUGGCUCCUACCGACGAUACUGAUCCUACCAGUGAGGAAGAUAGGCCUACUGAACCACAAAUGUCCACCAAAGAAGAAGUCGAAAAGUUAAUUGAACUUGGUGAGGUGGAGCACGCUCAUCACAAGAAUGAAAAGUUGAUGGCCACUCCAUCAUCUUCCAAAUUACCGUAUUCCAAGUUAACAUCGGUUUUCGAAGAAAUUGAAGCGGAAUCUGGAAGACUCAAAAUGAUCUCUAUCAUCUCUGAGUUUUAUCUUGAGGUCUUACAACAAUCAACGGUUGAUAAGUUGGUUAAGAUAGUGUAUUUGUCCAUCAAUAGAUUGGGUCCUGAUUAUGAGCCUGAUUUGGAACUAGGGUUGGGUGAAACUUUGCUUAUAAAAGCUAUCAGUGAAUGUUACGGUCGGGCAUCCAGUAAAAUUAAACAGGAUUAUAAAACUUUUGGUGAUUUGGGAUUGGUGGCUCAGCAGUCCAGGUCGGGCCAGCCUACCAUGUUCAAGCCUACUCCAUUGGAUGUUGAUUUAGUGUUUGACAGCUUGACCAAAAUUGCCAAGUCGACUGGAAAAGACUCUCAGAUGAAAAAGGUUGGACUCAUAAAUAAGCUCUUGACUGCUUGUGAAAGAAAAACCACUGAAGCCAAAUUCUUGAUCAGAUCAUUGGAAGGAAAGCUUAGAAUAGGAUUGGCAGAAAAAACCGUAUUAAUUGGAUUGGCCCAAGCCUUCACCAACUACGAGAAUCAUGCGAUGACACCCGAAAACAUAACUAAAGCUGAAGACAUAAUCAGAGAGUCGUUCUCGUUAAUACCUAACUAUGAGAUUAUAAUUAAAACUGCUUACGAACAUGGAAUUUUCAAUCUUUUGGACCAUAUACACUUGACCCCCGGUAUUCCAUUGAAGCCUAUGUUGGCGAAGCCUACUAAAUCCAUUUCUGAAGUGUUGGAUAGAUUUCAAGGAGAGGAGUUCACUUGUGAGUACAAAUAUGAUGGUGAGAGAGCACAAGUCCAUUUGUUAUCUGAUGGCUCGGUUAGAAUAUACUCUCGUAACUCUGAAGAUAUGUCCCAGAGAUACCCAGAUUUGAUUGCAAUUAUCAAAGACUUCAUUAAGGUUCAAGAAGAUAGUGAUGGAACUCCUAUAAAACUGUUGAUUUUAGAUUGUGAGGCAGUUGCUUGGGACAGACAGUUAAACAAGAUCUUGCCAUUCCAAGUCUUGUCUACGAGAAAGAGAAAAGAUGUCAAUGAAAAAGAUAUCAAAGUCCACAUCUGUUUAUUCGCCUUUGACAUAUUGUACUUAAAUGGGGAAUCUGUUGUCAACAAGACGUUGGCAGAGAGAAGAGAACUCAUGUAUGAGAAUUUGAAACCAAUCGAAGGGAAGUUUUGUUUUGCUACAUCUCGUAACUCAUCAAAUCUUGAUGAGUUGCAAAUAUUCUUGGACCAGUCCGUUAAAGACAGUUGCGAGGGAUUGAUGGUGAAGAUGUUAAAUUCAAAAGAGUCUUACUACGAGCCAUCAAAAAGAUCAAGAAAUUGGCUCAAAUUGAAGAAGGAUUACUUGGCUGGUGUUGGGGACUCUUUGGAUUUGGUCGUAGUUGGUGCCUAUAACGGCAGAGGUAAACGUACCGGUAAUUAUGGUGGAUUCCUUUUGGCAAGUUAUAAUGAUGAUACUGGUGAAUUCGAAACCACGUGCAAAAUCGGUACUGGGUUUUCGGAUGAAGACUUAACGAGUCUCUACAAUAGUUUGCAUCCUACUGAAAUCUCACAACCGAAAGGUUCCUACGUCUACGACCCCAGUGCGGUGCCUGAUGUUUGGUUCGAACCUACCACAUUGUUUGAGGUGUUAACAGCUGAUUUGUCAUUGAGUCCUAUUUACAAGGCUGGGCAUCAGGAAUUUACCAAGGGUAUUUCGUUGAGAUUUCCGAGAUUCUUGAGAAUCAGAGAAGACAAAGGUGUUGAAGAUGCUACUACGUCAGAACAAGUUAUCGAAUUCUACUCCAAGCAAGCUAGCGUUCAAUCUUAA